CGCGCGACUACCCCGCUACACGCUUGAAAAUCCAUUCCUAUAUUUUGAGGAAGAUUGAAAGGACAUUUCGCCGUUAACAAUUAUCUUUGCUGGCUGGUUUAGAUGACGACGGAAAUCAUGGAAAUGAAUGGAGAAGCAGACAGAAACAGUGGUGGAGAGGCACCGCGCCCGGGCCGUUGGAGGCAGAACCCCGGGCCGCUCAACAUGAACCACUACGCCAACAAAAAGAGCGCGGCGGAAAGCAUGCUGGACAUCGCGCUGCUCAUGGCCAACGCCUCCCAGCUGAAGGCCGUGCUGGAACAGGGCCCUGAAUUCACCUUCUACAACGCGCUGGUGGCACUCAUCAGCAUCAGCAUCAUCUUCCAGGUCAUCGUGGGCAUCCUCCUCAUCUUCCUCGUGAAGUGGAACCUGAACGACCAGAGCAAACACUUCCAGCUGAACGUGCUGGAAAACAUCGCCACAGGCCUCGUCUUCAUCAUCGUGGUCAUCAACGUCUUCAUCACGGCUUUCGGCGUCCAGCGGCCGAACCAAAGCUCCUAAAAGCUGUGAUCCAUCAAUCCACAGAUCCCCACUGUCCUGCACCUGACACGGGAGAGGGAUCUGAGCUGCCAAAGAUGGACGUUUAUGGGUCACCAGGGGCAGGGUAAAGAAAAUGGUCAGAAACAAAAACAACAAGCCAUUACUUUUUGACAUGGAACCAUUUCAACACACCAAAGUAAAGGCCUUCCUUUAUCCAGAACUUCAGCCUUUCCUCCAACUGCAGAGCAUCAGGAUGCCACCUUCAAAUCAAACCCAGUAACCUUUCAUGCAGAACGCUGGAUAUUAAAUGAAGCCUAAUAUCCACAUGUUCAGACUUUACCAUUUGGAAAUACUAUAUACCUCAUCAGAUAUUGUAAGAAAGGGUUGAUAUAGUACAGCGCAGGGCAGAACGUGACUGCACCAGUAACAGUUGUGGGCUGUUGUCCCAGCUGGGCAGUCUAAAAAUAACUGCCAGCUCACUGCACGUUUCAAAGGACAUGCAUAGAAACGUGGGUCAUGGGAGAGGCUCUCUCAGUUACAUUUGGGCAUUCUAAAUUGGGGAAAAUAAAAUCUUGAAAUGAUUUGAUUUGUUGCAAGCUCCAGGGCAUUCCAUGAUAAAAAUCCCAAGCCAAAGAAAAACCCCAGCAGCCCCACAGGGCAACACAAAACUGGUGCUACCCUCACCCAGGGACAGGAGCGUUUCAUUCGGCUGGGAUGACAGCAUCAUUCGUGACCCCCGCUGGUCCAUCAGGCACAGGCCUGCCUGUUGAGAUGCAUGAAGUGUCAUCCACCAACUCAUGUCUGUGUGACACCAGCUAGUAUAUUGCUGGAAUAAGUGCUGAUGAGAACUAUGAUUAUGGCAUUGAAAAUUAGAAGAAAUGGGGGGGGGGAUUCAUAAACUAUAUAUUUAAGUUACUGACGAAUGUAAACAAUGUAUCAUUAACAAACUUGUCAAUUUCCAAAGCAGUGUUUAAUCUGAAGUGCAGUGUAUACAGUAUAUAAGGCAUGCUACAAAGUUUAGUUUGUCAUGGAGGGUAUAUUUACCAUGGAAUGCCCCUUGCACAAGCCGGUGCAAUGUGUAAACACAUUUUUUUAAGUAGACUUAUCACAGAGAAACUAAAUGGCUUCUUUGGCAGAAGGUAGUGUGAUCAAACUUUCCUCGCAGGAGACAGGCAGCAGUAUACAAGCUGCUCAUUAAGUGUUAUCAAUCACGAAUGCUUGUGCAGUACUGUUGUGAUUUUACCCCUACGCUCAACAUCUCCCAAGUACUGUUCUGAUAUUUCUGUACGAACCACAGCGAAUAGCUCAUCUUUGCUACUAAGAAUAGAAGUGCUCUUUAGAAGGCAGGACGGAAGCAUUCACUGCAGCCUGUGCCACUGCCAGACACACUGGACUCCACUCAAAGGGAAACGCAUAUUCUGUCAGCAACUCACCCUCCUGCCAUUCAGCAAAACGGAUUUGUGCUGAACCCACCUGACUGGACAGAGAGCGCCCUCUAGUGCUCACCCUGGGAUAAUUCAACCAGCAUUACCAGCAUCGCUGGGAGGGUGCAGUAAUGGCAGGGAUGUUUACGGAUUUCUUUGCGUUUGUCUCCUAUAUCGUUAUAACUAUGCAAUGACUGGGAACCUGAAAAGAUGCGUGAUGUUCCAAAUGUAGGACAAGCUUCCUGGCAUAAUCAGGAAUUUUUGCUCAUAUGAAACAUAGGUAAUCGUAAUGGAUUGAUGUUGUUUAUUUCCUGCGCAGUCUGUGUCCGAAUACUCCACUUCCAACACCACUCUCAUUCAAAGACAGACAAGACACGUUUUUAAAUGUCAAAAGGACAGGCAUGUUGUAUAAUCAAAUCAUUUAUUGAUAAAAUAACAAAACAUACACACCAUUACAUUAAAGUAACAAAAGGUUUCAAGUGUGGCUUCCCACAUAGCAUGGAAAUGUGUAUGAAAUUUCCAAAGCACUUUUGCCUAAUGGAUUUAACUGCGUGCCUUGCUAUGAGGGCCACAUCGCUUUGUGGUGAUUGAAGAAUCAAUCUUGUAUAUAUAUCAUCAUAUAUAUAUAGUCAAUCUUUUGAAAGGAAAACAUGGACUGUUUUUAUCAA
This is a messenger RNA of Conger conger (European conger), 2611 nucleotides long. It is a transcript of the gene ninj1, whose product is annotated as ninjurin 1. The record is from RefSeq and is a predicted model, not a curated record. The transcript is spliced from 4 exons. The coding region runs from base 103 to 540 and encodes 145 amino acids. Gene Ontology annotation, biological process: tissue regeneration; cell adhesion. NCBI's taxonomy places the organism in Eukaryota, Metazoa, Chordata, Actinopteri, Anguilliformes, Congridae. Gene Ontology annotation, cellular component: membrane.